Messenger RNA from Carcharodon carcharias (great white shark), 3319 nucleotides. RefSeq names its product GIPC PDZ domain containing family, member 2 (gene gipc2). The transcript is spliced from 6 exons. The record is from RefSeq and is a predicted model, not a curated record. NCBI's taxonomy places the organism in Eukaryota, Metazoa, Chordata, Chondrichthyes, Lamniformes, Lamnidae. Bases 80 to 1072 code for a protein of 330 amino acids. Gene Ontology annotation, molecular function: protein binding.
CCUGCGCGCUGCUGCUGGCUUCACCUGUGGAGCGGGACGGUUGAUAACGGAGUGUGUGAGGGAGCCGCCGGACGGGAAAAUGCCGCUGGGCCUGAAGAACAGGAGGAAGAACAAGUCGCGGGACAGCUCCACCCUGGUGGACAAUGAGGGGGGCCCGGCUUGGAGGGGAGCGAGUCCCGGGGCGCACUCCCCUAGCGCCGGUGGACCGGGGCUCCCGGCCCCGCCGCCUCACGCCCGGCCCAAGCUGGUCUUCCACACGCAGCUGGCGCACGGCAGCCCCACCGGCCGCAUCGAGGGCUUCUCCAAUGUCCGGGAGCUGUACGCCAAGAUCGGCGAGGUGUUCGGGAUCCCCGCCUCUGAGAUUCUAUUCUGCACGUUGAAUACUCACAGAAUUGACAUGGACAAGCUCCUCGGGGGACAGAUUGGCUUGGAAGAUUUUAUUUUUGCGCACACAAAGGGUCUGAAGAAAGAAGUGGACGUAUUUAAAGCAGAAGAUGCCCUGGGAUUAACUAUAACUGACAACGGGGCAGGAUUUGCUUUCAUAAAACGCAUCAAAGAGAACAGCAUCAUUGACCGAGUUAAAGUAAUCCUCGUCGGCGAUCACAUCGAAUCGAUCAAUGGCCAAGGUGUGGUGGGCUGUCGGCACUAUGAAGUGGCCAAAAUGCUGAAAGAGUUGCCAAAAGGCCAAACAUUCACCAUGAAACUGGUAGAAACUACAAAAGCAUUUGAAGGAAUUGAGCCAAGGUCACGAGGAAGAUCUGGUGGUGAAGGCAAGAUUGGCACAGGGAGAGGUACAUUACGAUUACGUUCAAAGGGACCUGCAACUGUUGAAGAAUUACCCACCGAAUUCGAAGAAAAGGCAAUCAGUAAAGUUGAUGACCUAUUAGAAAGUUAUAUGGGUAUAAGGGACACAGAACUAGCUGCGACCAUGGUUGAGGUUGGAAAGGACAAGAAAAAUCCUGAUGAAUUUGCUGUCGCACUUGAUGAAGCUCUUGGAGACUUUGCUUUUCCGGAUGAGUUUGUCUUUGACAUUUGGGGAGCGAUAGGCGAUGCUAAGAAGGGAAGACUUUAGUGCCAACAUUUCUAUAAGGAUCAAUGGACAGUGAAACUCUUCAUUGUUCCCUUUUUAAUGUCAAAUGGACAAUUAACUUCUGUAGCCUGAAAGUGGAAUGAAUGCAGUUUUAAUUGAAAUGAUUGAUUCACCCUGUGACUUCUGUCUAUCUGUGCUAUUACAGCCUAGUUUUAUCGAGUGCUUUUGGUUUUAUAAACCCGAAACAAAAGGGCUGUAAUCAUAAGCAUAAAGCCAUAUAAAAUACAGCCAAUGAAAUAGAGCAUUCCCCAUACCAUCCCGUUCCCCUUCCUGCCACCCAACACCCCCAAACAUGGCUUGUUAGGGUUAGCCUCAGCACAGAUCCACUUUUUCCAAGAAGAUCAGUGAAGAGCAAUUUAUCCCCUCUAUUCCUCCUUGAUCUCUGCUGGAGGGCAGCAUUUGAUGCAAAUAUAAAGGAGGUUGAGUGGGAUUGAGAGAUCAGAAUGUGCCUCCUCCUAUUAGGAACUGAUAAAGCGCUUAUAACCUGAUUGACCAUUUGCCAAUGUUGCUGCUGUGUAAAGUGUAAUAAUGGGAGCAAGAAAUAUUUUAAUUCAAUAUCCACUUAACUAAACAAUUGCAGCAACAGACUUUGUUUCUUAAAAUUGGUUUGUGUAAAAGGGAGCAUUUCAAAUUUAUGGCACUCUGGUUUAAUCUGAGGUGAUUAAUUAAGGGUACUGUACACAAAAGCAUAUUGGCUAUGUUGCAAUUCCCUGUUACUAUGAAUAAGGCUGGCGACAACAUUGGCGACUAUAGCUGUAUAAAUUAUAUUGGACCAAAGAUUUUCUGCAGAAUAUUUUGCACACUCCAAUUGCUCGAUCUAAUAGGGGCUUUGUAUAACUUUAAGCAUAUAUGGGCCUAAUAUAUUUUGAGUCAGAAUUGCAAACCAAGAAGUGUUUUUAUAACUACUAUCUGGGUUUUUAUGAAAACUUAAAUUUACGUACCACAGUGUGCCUAAUGCUAUACCGCAGUGUGUUUUUAUAACUAAAUUACUAAUUUUGAUUUUUGAAUGAAAUGUGGUAGUAGGACUGUCACCUAAUCAGAAGUUUGCUUGGAUUUUUAUUUUAAAUAUAGAUCCAAUGCUCCCUAAUUUGAGUUCAUUUAAUCUGUAAAUACACGUUGCCUAUUGAUUUAUGUGAAUACAGGUAGGAGUUUACUGCAGUGGUUCAGCUUCUCUUUACCUGGGACAAUGUCCUCAUCUGGCACAGUUCCCCAGUCCCCAACUUUCAUUCACUGGAAAACCUUUCGUUAAUCCCAGUGCAAAGAGCCUGGGAAACUAAUUAGAACUUCUUGGAAGAGUCAUUAUUAUAUAUAUAUAACAUCGUUUGUUGAGUCAAGCUGUAUGAUUUUUCCACCCACUGUUUAGAACAUUUCAUUUUUCAAUGCAGUAUAUAACCGGAUUUAAUUGAGAGUGCAUCGUGCAUUGGAUGUCUAUAAUCUUCAACUUUUAUUUAUUUAAGCUUUGUGUUCUAUGUCAGGGUGGAUUUGUGUUAAUGUUGUGAUAUUUAUCAAUGGGAUAUAGGUGCUUAAUCCAUUUUGUAUCGCUACUACUAUACAAUUACUUUACUGAAACACUUACCUCAUAAACUGUUCCCAGGGGUCAUUCAACCUUAGUGUGCCUUAAUCUCGCCAAAUCAUAACUAAAGUAAAAAUCAACAUUUCUAUUAACUUGUAUCUUGAGCUGCUGAUUUCCAGCAGGUUUUUGGGUGUUUUGAUUUAUCGCCGAAUGAUAGGACAGCAAAACCUCCCCUUUCCAUCCCCCCCACCCCCCCCCACCACCACCACCACCACCACCAACGGCCUCCCACAUAACUUAGCACUUUGCAAAUCUCCAGGCUCACACAAUUCUGACAGGACCAAGCAGAAUAAGAAAUUCAAGCACAAACACAGCUUGACCUGCUCGAAACCUGGAGGUUGCUUAUGGAUCACAUUUGGAUGCCUCUGUUCUAUGGGACCAGUUUUUUUUUUCAAAUUCAACCAAAUUUCUUCUGCACUUUCGUUUCCAGGGGAAAUAAAAAAAAUGAAAAAUAACAUUAAGCAUUAUUCACAAGGGGUGUUGCACAGUGGAAAAUAGACAUUCUGCCAUAAUUGUACUUCAAAAUGCCAUUAUGGAUUUAUCAUGACUACUUUGCCUAAAACAAUGCAUGUGUGUGAACUACUGAAAAUUAGAAAUGAGAUUUACACUACAUCAAGUGAAAAUAUCUUCUGUAACAAUUGUUUUCUAUUAAAGUU